This is a messenger RNA of Camelina sativa (false flax), 1040 nucleotides long. Lineage: Eukaryota; Viridiplantae; Streptophyta; Magnoliopsida; Brassicales; Brassicaceae. The record is from RefSeq and is a predicted model, not a curated record.
AUUAUUAACAAUUAGAACACCAACCUCAAAACCUCCUUUUUUAGAGACGUUGGUUUCACGCAAAAAUUACCUUUGAAACUCCUUUUAUUUUAUUUUUUUUAUAAGCAAACUCAAAGUUUUGGAUACUUUUGAUGACGUUUCUCUUACAGAAAACAAAUUAUAUUUUUGUCUUAGUGACGUUUUGUUAUAGCACAUUACUUUACCGACCUGUUUCUUUUUUUUUUGCUUUGUUUCUUUGUCAAUCAGCAUCACAUUGAACAUUUUUUUUUGUAAUGUUUUUCAUACAAAAUAUUUGUUUUUCUGGUUUUGUUCUAUGAUAUUUAUCCUCUACUCCUCUCAUGAAAGCUGGACAGAACCCCACGGCCACGAGUCUUCCAGCUAUUUCCCUUUUUUCGAUUACCAAAGUAAUAAUAAAGACUUUUGGUUCCUUCCCCAAAAGAUCGAUCAUAGAGAUCGACAUUGGCGCUCCUUUUUUUUUUAAUCUUCUCUGCUUUUCCAAAUCCGAACAACAGAGCUCGUUGCUCUUUUUCUUUUUUGUUCUUUCCAAAAGAAAGAUCACUACAUAUUGACUGUGUGUCAGUGAAACAUGUCGUCGAUGCAAAGAAGAACUUUGCUCAAAGUUAUUGUUCUUGGAGACAGCGGGGUUGGCAAAACAUCGUUGAUGAAUCAAUAUGUGAAUAACAAGUUUAGUCAACAGUAUAAAGCUACGAUCGGAGCUGAUUUUGUCACUAAGGAGCUUCAAGUCGAUGACAGGCUUGUCACAUUGCAAAUAUGGGACACUGCUGGGCAAGAGAGGUUUCAGAGUCUUGGUGUUGCUUUCUAUAGAGGUGCAGAUUGUUGUGUUCUUGUCUAUGAUGUUAAUUACCUCAAGUCGUUUGAUUCUCUCGAUAAUUGGCACGACGAGUUUCUUAAACAGGCUAGUCCACGUGAUCCAAAUGCAUUCCCUUUCAUACUUGUUGGUAACAAGGUUGAUAUAGAUGGAGGAAACAGCCGAGUGGUAUGUUUUUAGUCUCUUAGCUUUUUGUAUCAAGAGAAUUAGA